Messenger RNA from Erythranthe guttata (spotted monkey flower), 1929 nucleotides. Its product is annotated as Pentatricopeptide repeat (PPR) superfamily protein. The record is from RefSeq and is a predicted model, not a curated record. NCBI's taxonomy places the organism in Eukaryota, Viridiplantae, Streptophyta, Magnoliopsida, Lamiales, Phrymaceae. Gene Ontology annotation, biological process: RNA modification. Gene Ontology annotation, molecular function: zinc ion binding; protein binding; RNA binding.
ACGAAGAACAGAAAAUAACCACCGGAACGCCGAUGAACGGACUCUAUCACGAAAAGAAAAUCAUUUACAUCAUAAAAUCAUGCACCCAAAAAACCCAUCUACUCCAGCUCCACGCCCAUCUCCUCUGCUCCGCCCAAUUUCACAACCCCGCCGUUUUCCUCCCCUUCCUCUCUCGUUCGUCUCUCCCUCCGCUGCGCGAUCUAUCUUACUCCGGCAGAAUAUUCUCCGACUUCCCGGAUCCCAAUGUUUCACUAUACAACACCAUGAUCAGGGCUUAUUCAUUCAGCCGUGAGUCAGCCCCCACCGGCUUUCUCCUCUACCAAGAAUUAAAUCGUUUAGGCAUUUCAUCGAACGCUUUAUCCGCCACCGUCGCAAUCAAGUGCUGUACCAAGAUCAAAUCUUUUUCCAACGGAAUCCAGAUUCACGCGAAGAUUUGGAAAGACGGGUAUCUCUCCGACAACCUUUUGUUAACCACAGUGAUGGAUUUCUACUCAUCUUUAGAGAAGGGCAGUGAGGCCUGCAAGGUGUUCGAUGAAAUGUCUCACAGAGAUGUUGUUGCUUGGAAUGUGUUGAUCUCUUGCUGCACUCGUAACGGCCGCACACGAGACGCCUUGUCCUUGUUCGAGAGGAUGUCAACAAACUCAAACGCGUGCCGACCGGACGACGUCACUUGUUUACUUGCUCUCCAAGCUUGUGGGAGCUUAAAUGCAUUAGAGUGGGGCGAAAAAAUCCACACCUACAUAGUCGAAAACGAUCUCCUCAAAGCCAAAAGUGUUUGUAAUUCUCUCAUUGCAAUGUACUCACGAUGUGGGUGCAUCGAGAAAGCCCACGAUGUAUUUAAGAAUAUGGUCGGUAAAAACGUCGUUUCGUGGACCGCCAUGAUAUCAGGUCUAGCAAGCAACGGCUAUGGUAGAGACGCCAUCGCAGCGUUCGAAGCGAUGCAAAAGGAAGGCAUUUCCCCCGGCGACCAAACUUUCACCGGAGUAAUAUCAGCCUGCAGCCACUCCGGCCUAGUUGAAGAGGGUCGGCGAUUUUUCCAAUCCAUGAUCCAAGAUUUCAAAAUCCAACCGAACAUCCACCAUUACGGGUGCAUGGUGGAUCUCUUGGGCCGGGCCGGUUCACUAGACGAGGCUUACAAUCUCAUAUCUUCGAUGAGAAUCAAUCCCGACGCCGCAAUGUGGCGGACGUUGCUCGGUGCGUGUAGAAUCCACCGGAACAUUCCUCUCGGAGAACGUGUGGUCGACCAUCUCGUCGAGCUCAAGGCUCAAGAAGCGGGCGAUUAUAUUCUUUUAUUAAAUAUUUAUUCUUCGAACGGGGAUUCGGAUAAGGUUGUGGAAGUGAGGGAAAUGAUGAAGAACAAGGGAAUUCGGACUACGCCCGCUUGUAGCACGAUGGAGUUGAAUGGAGAGGUGCACGAGUUUUUUGCGGACGAUGUUUCGCAUCAUAAGAGGAAGAAGGAGAUUUACGAAAUGCUUGAGGAGAUCAAUCAACAACUUGUGAUUGGUGGAUAUGUUGACGAUGGUGUGAGUUGUGGUGGGGUCCACAGUGAGAAAUUGGCGGUUGCUUUUGGGGUGCUUAUGACAGCGCCGGGGACCACAAUUAGGGUUGCGAAGGAUCUUAGGAUAUGUGUGGAUUGUCAUAAUUUUUGCAAGGUUUUGUCGUCGGUUUAUGAUCGGAAAGUGGUGGUUAGGGAUCGGAAUCGGUUUCAUCAUUUUCGUGAGGGGAGCUGCUCUUGCGGCGAUUAUUGGUGAUGCUGUUGUUCUUGCAGUUUUUGGGGAAUCUUUGUGCUCCACAAAAGAUUCCCCACUGUUUUUUUUUUAAAUCUUACUUCUUUUUCUUUUUCCUAAUUCCUUUAUACAAAGUUAAUAAAGAGAUUUAGGCUUUGUUCGGUUGUCACUGUUAAUCAAUGUAACGUAUGAACCCGUGUCG